UGCUUUCCCAAGAGAGCAUCCCAACCCAAGCAGCUGAGUCUGGAAGAAAAUAUUUCUCCAGAGUCCUGCUCUGUGAUUGGUCCAUUUGGAAACUAGCGGAAGUAGGAGUGGAACGAAUUGGAGGAGCUGCCUUUGUUCUCCGGUUGCCUAGGGCAACAGGUGGUAUACAUGCUCCAGUGUCUCGCCUAGAGGUAGCUCUGGGAACCAGUUUUUAGAAGCAUGAUGAUGGAGUGAAGAAGGAUCCACUCACCAAGUUUGCAAUAAUUGUCUGUCAUAGAGACCAACUUUGACAUGAGUUCGGCGUCUCAGGCCUUCGUAACUAAACCUGCUAAUCUGAAUCCAACUCCUGACAAUACAGAAAGAGGUGCACCCUAUUCUUCCAUCCCUCUCAAAUGCUAUGCCAAAGUGAUUUCCAACACUGAAAAGAUAGGCUUCAAUUCUCAGGCAAAGAGAUUUCAAUAUACUGAGAAUGAAAAUCCAGGGCCCGGACUUUAUAAUAUCAUCCAUCAAUCUAUGUUCCUCAACAACGUCUCCCAGUCUCGGAAAGGAACCUGUUUUUUCCCUUCCUUGGAUGUCCGGAUUGCUCACCAGAGAAUUCCCAACUAUCCUGCUUCAAAUGCCUAUGACAUCUCACCUACUGUCCAUGCCAAGAAAGACUUCAGCUUGGGAUACUCUAGCAUGUUUCAUCCACCAUUUGCCAGGAAGAUUGCCAAAAAGACCGGGCCAGCCCCCAACGAAUACAAUGUUUCAGUGGAUCUUUGCAAACAGACCUACAAACUUGGCGCCAAGUCUGUCUUCUCAUCAAAAACAAAACGGACCAUGUCAUGCAGCAGCAGGGAACGAGUGCCUUCUCCAUGUCACUACCGAAUUAAAGAUUCCCUGAUCAGAGUGUCUCCUCCAGUGCUGGUGUCCUGCUUUAGAUCCAAAACAGGCCGUACAACCGAUCCAGAAACGCUGAGCCCAGGACCAGCAGCCUAUCAGCAGGCGGUUGAAACCACAAUUGGACCAUCAAAGAGAUUCUCUGGACUGCACUUACAACAUCCCUGUUCCACAGAAACAAUCCUUCAUGUACAACAUCAGCAACAAAUGGGUGCCCGUAUUAUAAAGCGAGAGAUUCCACAAGGUGUCAAUGAAAGCAUGUCAUAUUUAGUUUUUCUUCUGGGCAAGCAGCUCCCGGGAGAACGGUUGAAGGAACGAUGGCCAUCCUCCUGGGCAAAGUUGCACAACCGUGCGGGAAAUCAUAACUUCCCUGGUAAUAGCAGUCACCACGUUCCUUGAACAUGCUAAACCAGAAUCAAUAGACUGAAGUGCUGCUUCCCUGUUAGGUGACAGGCAGGUCCACCCAGAUCCGUUUCCAGCUUUUGCAAAUGCGUGCUUAGAUGUUCACUGGUGAACCAACAGGAAAAGCCAAGGGCACUCAUAGGUGGCAAUUAAAAAAACCAAUAUCUGACACAUAAAAUGGGCCAGAGCUUUGAUGACACCAUUCUGACUGCCAUUUUCUUUUGGUUUUUAACCUCAACCUGGAGACCCCUUUGGGAAAAGGGCAAAACGGUCAUUUGGGAAUGUCUGUGGAGAUUCUCAAUCCUCCAGGUCAGGAGUCUCCAACCUUGGCAACUUUAAGACUUGUGGACUUCAACUCCCAGAGUUCCUCAGCCAGCGUUGCUGUUUUAUCAAAACAUAAAACAUUUAGUGAAAAAAGGUUUUGUCAAAAUGCAAUAUGUAUCUACACAUGAUCAAAUUGCUGAUAUGCUCAACAAACCACUUCCAGCAGCUCAACAUGAGUAUCUGCGUAAGAAGAUGUGCCUUAUUUGAUGAUGUACUGAUAUUCGCUCAACUGGCAAAAGAAGGGGAAUGUCACUGCGUUAUUUUAUUUGCCAGCUGAACUCAUCAUUUCUGGACUGUCAGACUCUCCGUAGCUUGCUGGCUGAGGAACUCUGGGAGUUGAAGUCCACAAGCCUUAAAGUUGCCAAGGUUGGAGACCCCUGCUCCAGGUCAUAGUUGUAUCAAAAGUGCUUUUCCAAAAGGCAACUGAGCUUUCUCGUUUUUUUAUUCCUCGAAAAUGAUUCGCCUCUCACCCAAGAAGCUUCUUCACUUCUGAAGGCUUUUUUUUUUUUCCUUGUCAAACCUGUUCCACUGAAUUCUUCCUGACAUUUUCCACCCAGAAUUCCGAGCUUUUUAUUCUUCCCUCUGUUGCUGCUCCUCUUUGCCAUCCUUUCCUUUGGUCCCCAAGUUCAGUUGUCAGGGACCAUUUUUUGUUUGUUUGUUUACCAAUCAAAUUUACGUAGCUGCCCAUCGCCCCCUCUUCCCAAAGAAGACUCUUUAUUCAUAGCCGCAUUAACUGAAGGACAAGGUUGGGAUAAAGUAGUCCUUGGGUUACGACUGUAACGGAACCCACAUGUUCAAGACUUGUGAUGGCUGUUAAAGCAGGUUGGUCAUGUGACUGACUCAAUUUAUGACCCUUUUUUUUUGCAUCAAUUAAAUCAACCCAUGAUUUGCUAUAAAUCAGUUUUGCCACAAAAAAGCAGAAGUCCAUGGGCAAAAAAAUGUGGUCAUGUGACCAUUGGUUGCUGCCAAUGGCCAUAAAUGUACCUGGUUGCUAAGCAGCCAAAGUUCAGUCACCUGACCACAAUGGGGGCCCAACCGUUGGAAAUUCGAAUCCAGGUUGUAAAUAGCCCAGAUAGGUCCGCUGGAAUGUUAAACGGCCGCCAAGCAACAAGUCAAGGAUUACCUGUAUUGUGCAGAGGUAAAUGUGCUGUUUAACUUCUCUU
Molecule: messenger RNA, 2768 nt
Organism: Pantherophis guttatus
Lineage: Eukaryota; Metazoa; Chordata; Lepidosauria; Squamata; Colubridae
Gene: STPG1
Product: sperm tail PG-rich repeat containing 1
Biological process (GO): epigenetic programing of male pronucleus
Cellular component (GO): male pronucleus; female pronucleus; germinal vesicle
Molecular function (GO): histone binding; chromatin binding
Source: RefSeq, a predicted model, not a curated record